This is a messenger RNA of Monascus purpureus, 1293 nucleotides long. NCBI's taxonomy places the organism in Eukaryota, Fungi, Ascomycota, Eurotiomycetes, Eurotiales, Aspergillaceae. The record is from the annotation of a GenBank genome assembly.
AUGGCUAGAUAUAAAAUCACCUGCUUGAUAUUGCAUGAAAAUACCCGGAGUUUAAACCUUACAUUCCACAAUGUCAUUAGUAACGAGUUGACAUCUACGCCUCAAACCCGCCACGGCCUGAACCCAGCAAACAAACAGCCAAAUGCCGAGGUGCCUGUAUCGACACAGGAAGAUCUCGAUCACGCCGUUGCCGCAGCCCCGACGGGAUUCAAGAAAUGGUCCAAGGUCCCCCUGGAAGCGCGUCGUGCGGCUCUACUCGCCUAUGCCGAUGCGCUGGACGCACAUAAAGACCAAUUCACCCAGCUUCUGACUCAAGAGCAAGGGAAGCCACUCAGCCAGGCAUCGACUGAAAUAGAUUUCUCUGUGGUGUGGAUUAAGGGUGCCGUUGAAGUGAAACUCACCGAUACUGUCAUCGAGGAUAGCAAGGAGCAGACGAUCAUCCAGAGAUACACGCCGCUGGGUGUUGCGGCUGGUAUCGUUCCAUGGAAUUACCCCAUCAUUCUUGCAAUUCAGAAGGUUAUUUCCGCGGUUUACGCGGGGAACUGCAUCAUCAUCAAGCCUUCGCCAUACACACCGUACUAUGAUCUGAAGCUCGCCGAGUUGGCGACGCAGUUCUUCCCGCCGGGUGUCAUUCAGGCGUUGAGUGGUGAUGAUGAUCUGGGUCCGAUGAUUACUGCGCAUCCCGGGAUUGACAAAAUCUCCUUUACCAGAUCAACAGUGACUGGAAGAAAAGUCAUGGCGAGCUGUGCGCAGACACUUAAACGGGUGACGCUGGAGUUGGGAGGGAAUGACCCGGCUAUUGUUUGCGAGGAUGUUGAUAUCGAUGCUGUAUUGCCCAAGAUCGGAAUCUUCACCUUCCUCACCUCGGGUCAGAUCUGCGUCAGCAUAAAGCGCAUCUACGUGCACGAAAGGAUAUAUGACGAAUUCUGCGACAAACUAGUCGCCUUCGCUAAAUCACUGAAAAUCGGCGCGGGGACGGACCCAGAUACCUUCUUCGGACCUAUUCAGAAUGCCAUGCAGUACGAGAAAGCAAAGGACCUGAUCGGAUCCAUCGCGAGCGAAAACCUCACCAUCGCGCUGGAUGGCAAGAUAGAGGGACCGGAGGGAUAUUUCAUCCACCCCGUGAUUGUCGAUAAUCCGCCGGAGACGUCUCGCGUGGUUGUCGAGGAGCCAUUUGCGCCAAUCAUUCCCUUAAUGAAAUGGUCUGAGGAAGACGAUAUGAUCGCGCGUGCCAAUGAUACGGGUAUGGGACUGGGCGCGUCUGUCUGGGGUAAGGAUGCGGAGAAUUGCUGA